Molecule: messenger RNA, 1912 nt
Organism: Periophthalmus magnuspinnatus
Lineage: Eukaryota; Metazoa; Chordata; Actinopteri; Gobiiformes; Gobiidae
Product: oocyte zinc finger protein XlCOF6-like
Exons: 3
Coding region: 101-1792 (563 amino acids)
Biological process (GO): regulation of transcription by RNA polymerase II
Cellular component (GO): transcription regulator complex; PcG protein complex
Molecular function (GO): DNA-binding transcription factor activity, RNA polymerase II-specific; RNA polymerase II cis-regulatory region sequence-specific DNA binding
Source: RefSeq, a predicted model, not a curated record
ACAGCGAGUAGCGCCGGAAGGAGCUAGUUUUUACCAAGACAGCUAGGAAGGAAAAGAGAGAGAAAACAGAAGAAAGUGACCAAACCAAACGGUUUGUAAAAUGUCCAGAGGCCAAAAUCUGAGAGCUUUGGUGGAGGAGCGUCUGAUUGCGGCUGCUGAAGAUAUAUAUGUGCUGUUUGAAAGAAUCACAGCAGAAUAUGAGGAGGAACUGUGUCGCUGCAAACAGGAGAACGAGAGAAAGCAACGGCUCCUGGACUCGACUCUGAGCCCGAGAGUCGUGCUGACCAGAGCCGGUGUCCACAUGUCCUCUCUGAGUCCUGGUCUCGCUCUGAAACAGGACAUCCCAGAGACUCCCCAGAUUAAAGAGGAGACAGAAGAAGAGCACAUCAAACAGGAGGAAGAGGAGCUGCACAUGUCUGUCCCUGAGUCCAAUGAUGGCUAUGUGAAGACAGAAGAGUCCUCACUGCCUCAACAAAAAGAAACUGAUCACAGAGGGGACACGCAGAGAGAGGAUAUCAGCUCAGAGACAUGUGUCCACAGAGAGGACACACAGGGAGAGGACACACAGGUAGAGGACAUCAACUCAGAGACAUGUGUCCACAGAGAGGACAUGCAGGGAGAGGACAUCAGCUCAGAGACACAUGUCCACCCUGAGACUGAAGGAGACAUGCAGCACUCUUCUGACACUGACAGUGAUGAAGACUGGUGUGCUCCAAUCGUCUUUUUAGCUGCACAGAUGGAGACAGAGGCGGAUGGAGACCAUCACAACCAAGUCCAGAUCCGAGCAAAAAGCACCACUGCACAAAAGUCAGGUCUAUUCCCCAAAUACAAGUCUGCACCAGAGACCAGAGCCACUGUGGACAAUGGGGACAUGUUAGGAACAACCGAAGGAGCUGCAGGGGAAAGACACCAGUGCUCUAUUGGUAAAAAGAGAUUUGACUUAAAAGACUAUUUAAAAAGACACUUUAGACUUCACAGAAGUGAGAAACCUUACAGCUGUUCCGUCUGUGAGAAAGUAUUUCGUCAUAAGCGUACUCUUACAGACCACAUGAGAACACACACAGGAGAGAAGCCUUACAGCUGUUUUGUCUGUGAGAAAGCAUUUACUCAUAAGAGUACUCUCAUAAAACACAUGCGAACACACACAGGAGAGAAGCCUUACAGCUGUUCUGUCUGUGAGAAAGCAUUUACUCAUAAGAGUACUCUCACAGAACACAUGAGAACACACACAGGAGACAAGCCUUACAGCUGUUUUGUCUGUGAGAAAGCAUUUACUUAUAAGAAGACUCUCACAAAACACAUGACAACACACACAGGAGACAGGCCUCACAUCUGUUCUGUCUGCGAGGAAGCAUUUACUGUAAAGAGCAAUCUCGCAAAGCACAUGAGAACACAUGCAGGCGUCAAAACUUUCAGUUGUUCUGUUUGUGAAAAAGCAUUUACUCAUAAGAGUUCUCUCAGAAAACACAUGCAAACACACACAGGGGAGAAGCCUUACAGCUGUUGUGUCUGUGAGAAAACAUUUACUCGAAGGUAUUCUCUCACAGAACACAUGAGAACACACACGGGAGACAAGCCUUACAGCUGUUUUGUCUGUGAGAAAGCAUUUACUACAAAGAGUCAUCUCAGAAAACACAUGAGAACACACACAGGAGAAAAGCCUUACAGCUGUUCUGUCUGUGAGAAAGCAUUUACUGAUAAGAGAACUCUCAUAAAACACAUGAGAACACACACAGGAGACAAGCCUUACAGCUGUUCUGUCCGUAAUGAUAUACCUACAGCAGUGUUCUGAAAAAACUUAUGAGAACUCACUCAGAAGAGCAAUCGGUUGGACAGAGUGUGAACUGUUCAAAAUGAGAAUGAGAUUCUGUUAUAAUAUAUUGUACUGUUAAGAAAAUAAAAGUUUUUGCUU